AUGACCAUCACACUUGAUGAUGUGAGUACGUUGGUCGGUUUGCCAGUUGUUGGGCGUACCGUGUCUUGCGAGCGUUUGAUCCGUGAUUCCAAAACGAAGCCCAGUAGUUUGAUGUUCGAGUUGCUAGGUGAGUACCCGGACGAUGUAGACAAGAAGAAAGCGGUGAAACUGGAAUGGUUGAAGACUAAAUUUAGCAAGGUGACCACGAGAGAUAGUGCUGAUAAGAGGACAUACGCCAUUCGGGCGUAUUUGUUAUUUUUGCUCGGGUGUACUAUACUGUGCAAUAAGACAGGCAACAUGGUAAGUGUGGAGUAUCUAAAUCUCGUCUCUGAUUUGGAUCGGAUCGGCGAGUAUGCUUGGGGCACUGCAUGUCUUUGCCGGUUGUACGAUAAGCUUUCGUCAGCCUCACAAAAAUCAACGAACUCGAUGGCUGGCUGGCUGACGCUCUUUGAAUCAUGUAUUUACGAGCACUUUCCUUAUUUGGCGGGUGGCACAUUGAAGACGGAAUUCGAGGGGCCAUUAGCGAGCCGAUGGGAGCCUCAGUCAAAGACUACUUCAACGCCUGAACGAGCCUCGUACUUGCGAUCUCGAUUAGAUGAUUUGAUCCCCGAUCAGGUUUUAUGGUCACCGUAUACGGCUAUUCGUGAUGGUUUCCCGAUGCCAGAUUCUGCUUGGUUUAGUGGGAUGAUAUGUUGCAUGGACCACUUCGAGGCAUAUCAUCCGGACAGAGUGUUGAGGUAG
This is a messenger RNA of Erythranthe guttata (spotted monkey flower), 741 nucleotides long. The record is from RefSeq and is a predicted model, not a curated record. NCBI's taxonomy places the organism in Eukaryota, Viridiplantae, Streptophyta, Magnoliopsida, Lamiales, Phrymaceae.